Molecule: messenger RNA, 1046 nt
Organism: Zychaea mexicana
Lineage: Eukaryota; Fungi; Mucoromycota; Mucoromycetes; Mucorales; Lichtheimiaceae
Exons: 4
Coding region: 186-938 (250 amino acids)
Cellular component (GO): guanyl-nucleotide exchange factor complex
Source: RefSeq, a predicted model, not a curated record
GUUGAUUCGCGACUACAAAAUUCACGCAGGUCCUAGUGGUGUAGAAUACCCGACUGUUGGUACUGCAUACCAUUAAGAGAAAGUAAAUAGCAUGUCUUGCGGUUAUAGCUGGCGCGGUCAUUGUUACUGUAAUCAAGCAAUAGCCUUUUUUCUACUCUGUGCUCCUUUCUGAAUUAAGUUUCUGCAUGGACCACUUUUCAGUUCCCGUCUUUUUCUUUUUUAGGCGGCACGCUUGGGUUCUUUUUUUAUUUGUCUUGGAUCCUUUUUACAAAAACGAUUCACAUGCCCGAAGAAUCAAAAAAAGAUCUACUAUUAGUAGUAGUGAAGAAGAAAAAGAAAAGCUACUACGAUCGAUCAAAGCCAAUGACCAUGUUGCUCCACAAGACUUUAUUCUGAUUAGCGAAUUUUCCGAGCUCGAAGGACCACUUCCACUAGCUGUAGUUUCCGAGCAUUUUUAUUUCGAUUUAAAAGACCAAGAACGCAACACGAGACGACGAGAAGAAGCGCUUCAUGAACUGGGACUACAAGAUUUCGACUUUAAUGCGUUUGUGCUGAGAAUUGUUUCGGUCGAUCAGACAUCCGAUGAGUUUGAGCAUCCUGAUCUUGAAGCAACAGCUGGCAUGUUUUCUAUACCGGAUGACACUCAAGUAUAUACCACCGAUGCCGAGAAUCAAUUCUUUGCUUUCACCCAUCAUUUGGCAUUGUUCGACAUCAAUGCACGUGGCUAUGUUCAUCCAGUGGCACUAUCUUAUAUCACGUGCGAUCCUGAAAAGAUCGUUUGGCGAUUUGAAGAUUUCAGUGAACGGUUUAAUGAGGUAAACGAUCCAUCUACAUACUUGAUACUAUUGCCGAUGAUUUGGAGAACACAGAAGAAUAGCUUUGGUUGGUUAGAGGGACGGGAUGAAAUGGAAAGUUUUGUGGUAUUAAUAGACCAUUAAAUCUUAGGUGUCACGACUGAUGAAAAAAGGCAACUUUUCAAAUUUUGCCUUGGAUUUGAAAUGUCGCCUGAUGGAUUUGGAGUACACGCAAAAGCGAAUAUCGCAUGA